Molecule: messenger RNA, 1722 nt
Organism: Boleophthalmus pectinirostris (great blue-spotted mudskipper)
Lineage: Eukaryota; Metazoa; Chordata; Actinopteri; Gobiiformes; Gobiidae
Product: transmembrane protein 43
Exons: 12
Coding region: 130-1332 (400 amino acids)
Biological process (GO): nuclear membrane organization
Cellular component (GO): nuclear inner membrane
Source: RefSeq, a predicted model, not a curated record
CUGCGCGUUGCGUCAGUGAGCGUAUCCCGGAAGUGUCUGUUCAGUUGUCAAGUUUGCUGCAAACUUGCAACUUGCAGAGUCCUUGCUGAAUCCUUCCAGAAAACUUGCCAAAACGAGCUCGUCUUAAAGAUGUCAUCUCCACAGCCAUUCUCAGACAACCAGCACAGGCGAGUGUCCUCCAAGUCCAACCCUGGGUUUUUGGAGCGGCUCAGUGAGACAGCAGGAGGGACACUGGUUGGUGUUGGGAUGUUCUUCCUGUCCAUUUAUAUUCUAUUUACUAAUGAGGGCCGAGCGUUGCAGACAAAAUUAUCUCUGGAUGAGGGACUAGCCCAGGUUGUAUCUUUAGAUUCUUACUUUGGCCUUGAUCCACAAAACGACAACCGUUUAGUUCAUCUGUCGGCAAAGCUUCACACAGUUCAGCCUCUUCAUGACCCAAACUACAGAGUAGUGGUACAGGCUGUAAAGCUGAAAAGAGAGGUUGAGAUGUAUCAGUGGGUGGAGUAUUCAGAAAGCAGAGACUACCAAGAAAAUGGUGAAACCAAAACUGAAACGACCUACACAUACAAUACUGAAUGGAAAUCAGAAUUGGUGAAUAGUCGUCAUUUUGACAAGGAAAUUGGUCACCAGAAUCCAAGUGCUAUGGCUGUUGAGAGUGUGACAGUGGUAGCUCCUGAAGUCAGAACUGGACCUUUCAUUUUGUCGAGAGGACUCAUUGACAAAAUUAACAACUUCCAGACACUGAGUUUGCGGGAUUUUAAUGCCAUAAAUUUAGAUCCUUUCCUCACCAUUCAUGACGAUUACUUCUACCACACUCAGUAUCCACACAGACCAGAAGUUGGUGAUGUGCGGGUGAGAUUUUCCUAUGCUGGUCUGAGUGGAGAGCAGUCUUGGCUUGGGACACCUCAAACUGUGAGUGUUGUCGCAAUGCAAAGAGGAGAGCAGCUGAUGCCAUUCAAAACUAAAUCGGGUGACAUUUUGGAGCUUUUGCACUUGGAAAACCUGUCUGCGGAGGAGAUUUUUGACAAGGAGCACCAGUUCAACAGCCUUAAGACUUGGGGGUUGAGAGUGGCCGGUUGGGCUCUCAUGUGUUUGGGAAUUCAGCUUGCAAUGCGCAUCAUCUACACCCUAGUGGACUGGCUUCCUAUCCUGAGAGAGCUGGUAUCUGUGGGCAUUAAAAUUUUUGCUCUAUGUGUAUCCUGCUCCCUUUCCCUCCUCGUCAUUGGUGUUGGUUGGUUGGCUUACCGCCCCCUGGUGGCUUUUUCCUUGGCAGCAAUAGGGUUGAUUCCAUUGUUUAUUGCUCGCUCAGGAUUUCCAGCAAAGAAAGAUGAAUGACUACUGAACUGAAUGUAGUUGUGUGUAAAUAUCUGCCCUUUGUAACCGGGAUGUUUACAUUAUACUCUGCAAAACAGAGGACUUCCUGAAAUGUUGUUACACUCAACAUUCUUGUCAUUACCCCAAGAAUCCACUUUUGUUCCUGACAAUAUACAUACCUCACGUUUGCCAAAUUGGUAUGCAUUUAUUAGAUGCAUUACUAUCCUGCAAUAUAUCUGGUGGUUUGUGAGGUUUUUACGAAGCUUUGAGAUUGUUUUUGAAAAUGCCAAAGAAAUUGGUUUAUGCACUGAUGGCAAACCCUUAUUGCACUGUUUGAUACAUGAAAGAAGAAAUAGGGAUUGUACUGAUGUGUGCAUAAUAAAGUUAUGUAAAGUGUUGUAUUUUACCGCU